Colletotrichum karsti is the source of this 981-nucleotide messenger RNA. Its product is annotated as endo-1, 4-beta-xylanase. NCBI's taxonomy places the organism in Eukaryota, Fungi, Ascomycota, Sordariomycetes, Glomerellales, Glomerellaceae. Bases 1 to 981 code for a protein of 326 amino acids. Gene Ontology annotation, molecular function: hydrolase activity, hydrolyzing O-glycosyl compounds. Gene Ontology annotation, biological process: carbohydrate metabolic process. The record is from RefSeq and is a predicted model, not a curated record. The transcript is spliced from 3 exons.
AUGAAGUAUCUCACCUCCCUUGUCUGCCUCCUGGCACCUCUGUCUGUUCUCGCGGCCCCUCUCGAGGAGCGACAGGCCGCGCAGAGCAUCGACAAGCUCAUCAAGGCCAAAGGCAAGCAGUAUUAUGGAACCUGCAGCGACCAGAACCGUCUCACCACAGGCAAGAGCGCCGACAUCAUCAAGGCCAACUUCGGCCAGGUGACGCCCGAGAACUCGAUGAAGUGGGACCAGAUCGAGCCCAACCGCGGGCAGUUCAACUGGGCCAACGCCGACUACCUCGUCAACUUUGCCCAGCAGAACGGCAAGCUCGUGCGCGGGCACACCCUUGUCUGGCACUCGCAGCUCGCGGGCUGGGUCAACAACGUGCGCGACCGCGCCGGCUUGACGCAGGUCAUCCAGGACCAUAUCAACUCCGUCAUGGGACGGUACAAGGGCAAGAUUUACCACUGGGACGUCGUGAACGAGAUCUUCAACGAGGAUGGAUCCCUUCGAUCUUCCGUCUUCUCGCAGGUCCUCGGCGAGGACUUUGUUGGAAUUGCUUUCCGCGCUGCGAGGGCCGCUGACCCUGCUGCCAAGCUGUACAUCAACGACUACAACCUCGACCAGGCCAGCUACGCCAAGACGCAGGCCAUGGCCCGCAAGGUGAAGGAAUGGAUCGGGCAGGGCAUCCCCAUCGACGGCAUCGGCUCCCAGGCUCAUCUUCAAGCCAACCAGGGCGGCAACGCCCUCGCGGCCCUCCAGACCCUCGCCGGCAGCGGCGUGAAGGAGGUCGCCAUCACGGAACUCGACAUCGUGGGCGCCAGCGCCAACGACUACACCGCCGUCACGCGCGCGUGUCUCCAGGUCCCCCAGUGCGUCGGCAUCACCGUCUGGGGCGUUCGCGACCCGGACAGCUGGAGGGCGCAGAACAACCCGCUGCUGUUCGACGCCAACUUCAACCCCAAGCCGGCUUACAACGCCGUCGUUCAGGCUCUUCAGUAA